GUUUAACUCAGCUUCAGCAGCACACAACGAGCGCGCUGCCUUACAUAACGGACGCGUUUAAUUUCAUCUCACACAUGAUAGGGAUAUCGUGAGAUAUUUUGUGGACACGGUCAUACACGGAGGGUGUUGCAGAAUGAACAGGGCUGUAGCCACCUGCUGGAUAUUUCUCUUGCUUUCAGCAUUCCUGUGCGACCAGGUGAUGUCCAAAGGUGGCAGAGGAGGGGCCAGGGGAUCAGCGAGGGGCAGUGCCCGAGGCGGCCGUGCAUCUCGCACCAGAGGUUCUCCAGCUGUGCGGGUGGCAGCGGCAGCAGCAGCUGGUGCUGUGGUGGCGCUGGGAGCUGGUGGAUGGUAUGCAUCAGCCCAACGUCGACCGGAUGACAGCUCAGAGAAUGGAGAUGAUUAUUACAGCAACAGAACAGACUGGGAGCUGUACCUUGCCAGGACAUCAAAUGCAAUAGUGCAUGACUCCUUAACCUCUAGAAUAUAUGCCCUGCUACUGCAAAUAAACUUUGUGAUGUACUUUGCUCCAUGAGAGAGAUUACAACAUUUCAAGAGUUUACACUUCCAAAUAAGUCAGAUAGAAUAGAUUGUAUAUGUAUUUGCGUGCUGUCCGAGGAGACUCUCCCCUGUAUUUUUGGUUAAGAAAGUAACCAGGCGAGUAUGAGAAGAUGGUGUGGGCAAGAAGAUAAAAACUGUCAAGAAGGAGGGAUGAGUUGACAGCUCAUCUAGAUGAUAAGAUGGACACACUGAUUUUUAGUCACAAUUUCGUAAUGAUUUAGUAAAUUAUUUGAUUUAAGUGUUCCUUUCGAACUUUGUUAAUAAAACAUCAUUUUGAGACAGCUUAAUAAGCUAUUAUCGUAAGUUACUGUGCAACAAAUUGAUCACACCUUUGUUUAAUAAUGUGUACUUUGUUGCACAAUAAAAAGAAUACACAGAUAAAAGUUUCAAAAUCACCGUAUUUAGUUAGGAAGUAGACUUGAAUAGGCUUUGAAAAGGUUAUUGUGCAUAGUUUGCUUCACUUAAAGCAUUAGUAAAUAUUUAACUAUGAAUUAUGCUGGUUACACCAUUCACUGGAAUGCAGAAAUACUGUAUUAAUGUUGUUCUGUUGCACUGUCCUUGUGUGUUUGAGAUUCACACAAAGACAUCUUUGUUCACCUCUGAUUAAUUUUCUCAUUAAAUGGAACUGUAAAAAUUAGUUUUCUAAUAAAAUCACUAUACAAGUUCUAUUUGCCAACAUUACAUAUUAAGAUACACUUAUUUUAGAAAUCAUGGCAAUUAUCAGAUACAUAGCAUAAAUA
Molecule: messenger RNA, 1298 nt
Organism: Misgurnus anguillicaudatus (oriental weatherfish)
Lineage: Eukaryota; Metazoa; Chordata; Actinopteri; Cypriniformes; Cobitidae
Source: RefSeq, a predicted model, not a curated record